AUGUCUCAACCUGCCCUCAACAAGAUCGCCCACAACAGCCCUUCGAGGCAACAUCCUUCCGAGUUGGAAACUAGCAUUGCCACCGCACUCUAUGAACUCGAGACCAACAUCCCCGACCUCAAGUCUGCCUUGAGACCGCUCCAAUUUGUUUCUGCUCGCGAGCUCGAAGUGGGCCACGGCAAACGCGCCAUCGUCAUCUUCGUCCCUGUGCCUCUCCUCCCUGGCUUCCACAAGGUCCAACAACGCCUGACCCGCGAGCUUGAAAAGAAGUUCUCCGACCGCCAUGUCCUGAUCCUCGCUUCGCGCCGGAUUUUGCCUCGCCCCAAGCGCUCCCACCGAUCUCGAACUUCUCAGACUCAAAAGCGACCUCGUAGCCGAACUCUGACUGCUGUCCACGACGCCAUCCUCGCCGAUGUCGUCUACCCCGUUGAGAUUGUAGGAAAGAGACUCCGAACCAAGGAAGAUGGAAGCAAGGUCUUGAAGGUCGUUUUGGACGAGAAGGAGCGUGGCGGUGUGGAUUACAGACUCGACACUUACUCUGAGGUCUACCGAAAAUUGACGGGUCGUGUUUGUGGCUUUGAGUUCCCGAUGAGCAGUGCCACAGAUUACUAG
This is a messenger RNA of Rhinocladiella mackenziei CBS 650.93, 612 nucleotides long. Its product is annotated as 40S ribosomal protein S7. NCBI's taxonomy places the organism in Eukaryota, Fungi, Ascomycota, Eurotiomycetes, Chaetothyriales, Herpotrichiellaceae. Gene Ontology annotation, biological process: ribosomal small subunit biogenesis; rRNA processing; translation. Gene Ontology annotation, molecular function: structural constituent of ribosome. The transcript is spliced from 2 exons. The record is from RefSeq and is a predicted model, not a curated record. Bases 1 to 612 code for a protein of 203 amino acids. Gene Ontology annotation, cellular component: cytosolic small ribosomal subunit; small-subunit processome; 90S preribosome.